GAGAUUUGUUUAAAUUUAUGAGUCACCAAACUAAUGUACGAAUAAAACAAACGCUACCAAUUUAUUUAUUUAUUGAUGUUUAACCCCGACGUCAUGUACUUUUCAACUUUUCUAGGUGCCGCUAGUGUCACAUAUCCGUUAAAAUCCAUAGCCAACGAAAUCCAUCGAUAUUUGUGCAUUGUCGGCUCUAGGAGCGCGUGGUUUGGACUCUGGUGUUACCACGACCAAGUUUUACGUUUUACUGUCGGUGAAAGCGACGGUACCGUGAAACCGCCGCCAUUUCAGCAGCUCAAGGGAUGUAUGCAAUUGUGGAAUUUAGGCUAACCCAAGAGGUGGAGAUCGUGCCUUGCACGUGGGUCACGGGAAACAACUGUUUAUGGCCGAAGGUGUCCACCGAUAAGGCUGUCAAGCUAGUGCGAAAGGGGGGGCCACCAGGACCAGGGUUUUCUGAGUUCGAGGUGACUGUGAAAGGACUAUUCAAUUCCUACGAAGAAGGGCGAUCUAAGUUGGAGCGGUCGCGGUUCACAUCUGAUCUCUCGGACGAGGAGAUACGCCCAAAGCGUAGGAGAUUUCGCCCCACACGCUGGAGCGAGUCCGACUCAAGCUCGGAUGAAUUCCCGGAAGCCCCGAUGCCGCUCUGCGCACGGCAGAACUCGCCCAGUAGCCAGAGACUGGAAUCACAGAGUGCGAGCCCGGCAAGAUCAAUACACAGUGAAAUGUCGCAAGCUGCACUAAUGCGAGGUGCUAGUGGUUCGUCCCAGUCGUCUAGCACUUCGAUAAACACGCUGGCUCCCAGUCCACAAGAUAAAGGUGCCUGUGGUUCGUUCCAGACACCUAAAACGUCAACAAGGACACCGGCUCCCAGUUCACGAAAUAAAGCGCCUGCAGUUGUCUUUAUCUUCGUAGAUGCCAGUGGUUUUUCAACCGCAUCUCAAACAUUGACAAGGAUGUCGGCUCCCAGUCGAUUAGAUCAAGCACUGCAGGCUAUGCAACACAUGACGCCUAGCACCAGUGCUUCGACCUGCGCUGAUCUGCGGGCCACUGCUAGGAUCUUGAGUGCUGCUGAGUUUCAGCGACGGGUGCUGAAUGGGAUGAGCGUCAUGAGGAGCCAGCAGACGGAGAUAAUGGACAUGAUUUCGACAUUGCUACGAGCGCGUGAGAGUUUCGUUGUAGAGCCCAGCCAGCCGAUCCUCGUUGAUCCCCUCGACACUCCUGAAGCAAUUGAGGUGUUUGAUGGCGCUCUUGCAGAUGCCACGAGUGAGGCUUUGGUUGUGGAGCUGACCUCCCUUGGGGACCUGUCUAUCAAAACAACUGUAAGGUCUAUGCUUGCACACCUGAUUAGUGACGAAGCUGCAGCCAAGUUCAGCAUGGAUGGGCGCAAAGGGAAGGUUUUCCGUAGCCUUAAGCUGUACAAAUUGAUCUUUGCUGCUAUAAAGCGGACAAAGCACUGCAAAGAGUCUACGAAAAAAGAGGUGGAAACGGAAGUCAAGGAGUGGCUUCGCCGCGCAAAGGAGAGGUGCACCACUUCUAAGGGAGAGUAGGCAUCUACCUUCAAGUGUGAGAAAGGUGCCUCUGCCCUGGUUCUGAUUGCAAAUAAAAAACUAUUUUGCUGUCUAACAUCCUUGUUUCCUUCUAGCUUACGAAACAUAAGGCCAACUGGCACUGCGACAUCACUACGUAAAAUGUAAUCAAAUGAUUGCAAAAUUACUUUAAAAAGUAGUACACAUGCAUCACAAUUCAUUUGAUUACUUGUAGUCGAGAACAUACAAUACUGUUUUUCUUUUUACCGCACACAGUAUCAGCUUGAAAGGAGCUUACAAUUCUAAGGUUCUAGGCCUCUAUUAAUGGACCUUCGGACAACACUUGAAAAAAAAAAAACGAAUUACCGAUGUGUCCACCUCUUUUUUUCCCCGUCAUACCUAUUGAAUGAUCUUGGAGACCCCAGAAAGCAUCUAUUGCGCCCCUCAAACCCUUAGCAAAUCCUAGAGGGCCCAUCAGACUUUGCAGAAAAUUGUGAUGGGCCCCUAUGGAACUUCAGGAAAUACUGUGAUGGGACCUCUUAAGACCUCAGGAAAUCUUGAAGGGGCCA
Messenger RNA from Ixodes scapularis (black-legged tick), 2089 nucleotides. RefSeq lists its product as uncharacterized. Bases 297 to 1541 code for a protein of 414 amino acids. The transcript has 12 exons. Lineage: Eukaryota; Metazoa; Arthropoda; Arachnida; Ixodida; Ixodidae. The record is from RefSeq and is a predicted model, not a curated record.